AUGCGGCCGCGCUCCACCGCGGGGCCCCGCCGAAGGUCCCCGAGGGCAAAAGCACGCGCCCGGCGCCGGCCCAAGGAUGACAACGUCUUCCCGCGCGGUCAGGAGGCUGCGAGGGCUCCCGGAGGCUGGGGCUUCCCUUCCCAAGGAGGAGGGAGUCAAGAAGAAAAAACGAAGAUUGCAAAAUCCCGUCGAAAGCGGCGCAAGAGUCCAGAGGCAGGAGCGGGCCGGGGGCUGCAGCAGACUGAGCGCGCGGCCGCCGGGAGCCGCUUAUAUAGGUUUCCGGGUGGGGGCGUGGCCGCGAGGGAGGCUCGCGCCGCCUCCCCAUUGGCGGAUUCACAAAGACCAGAGUGGCCCGCUCCGCGAUUGGCUGGGGGCGGGAGGGGGCGGAGCUCGGCGCUCCGGCGGCCCCACGUGGGCAUCAGGCCGCGCAGCGCAGGCCGCGCGCGGGCUUUCCAGCGCGCGACGCCGGCCCGCGCCCCCGGGGAGCGCCGUCUGGAACCCCCGCCCCGUCCCCGGACAGUCCCCGGCCCGGCCCGGGGCUGGCGACCCUCCUCCCGCGGGGUCCCGCCCGUCCUCCACCGCAGAGGGACCCCAGGGGGGCGGCUGCAGGGUGGGGUGCGCGUGGGAGGCGCCCCCGGCCGGCCGCCCCACGGUCUAGCCUCACACCUGACCCCCCGAGGUGCUGCCCCCCCGCCGCCGCCGCCUUCGCCAGGGGGAAACUGA
Molecule: messenger RNA, 723 nt
Organism: Psammomys obesus (fat sand rat)
Lineage: Eukaryota; Metazoa; Chordata; Mammalia; Rodentia; Muridae
Product: basic salivary proline-rich protein 3-like
Exons: 2
Coding region: 1-723 (240 amino acids)
Source: RefSeq, a predicted model, not a curated record